Molecule: messenger RNA, 249 nt
Organism: Arctia plantaginis
Lineage: Eukaryota; Metazoa; Arthropoda; Insecta; Lepidoptera; Erebidae
Source: the annotation of a GenBank genome assembly
AUGAUACCUGGUGAGAUUUUUGCCGAAGAUUUGAUGAGUACAGUAAUUCGGUAUGGACUAUAUAUUGGAGCAGCUUUCCAGCUGGUCUGUUUGCUAGCUUGUGUUACUUUAACCGAUGAGCAAAGUGAAUCUCACCCUUACGAAAAGGCAUAUACUGACAGUGAUGAAUGCAGCUCUGAACAAUCAUCACCGGGCCACAGGGCAACUAUGUCUCGUGCUCGGCGACAUGACAAAAAGAAGAGGCGUUAG